AUGCUAUCGUUUCAGGCUAGUACCUAUGGAGAAUUAAUAGUAAAUCAAUGUAUUACAUCGAAUCUAAUAUUAGAAUAUGAACAAUUGUAUAUUAGAAAACUUGUUUUAGAUGAUGCGUUACAAAAUUCAAAUUUAUUGAAUACAGCAACUGUUAAACUAAAUAAACACUCACCACUUUUAUUUUAUUUAAGUCUUAGAAGUCUAUGUGCAAUAUUAUCAUUUGCUUUCCCAAUCUACGUGCUGGUAAGGGUAUCAGCAGCUGGAGUAUUAAUAUCUGGAACGAUAUCAGCUUUAGAAGUAUUAUCAGCAGUACAUAAGCUGGCGCAUCCUAGUCCACAAGUACUAAAUGGUAAUAUUUUUAUUAUUAUGGCAGAUGAGCAUGGCACAUCCUACAGUUGCCUAAAUCAGCCUAAACCAUCUCAAGACAGGCGCGGACCUCUUUGGUUUCUUAGGCCGUCCGUAUCUUGUCCAGCUUUUGGAACAAAUAUGAACAGAACGCAUGAAAAUAAAAGAGAACGAGAACGAGAAUGGUUGCUACUGGGCGAGCCGUCUUCCCCGCUAAGUCCGACUUGCCCGGAAAGUCCGAACCGAGACGCGCGUAGCCCCUUCUCGAGUCCGGAGCUUUUAGAAUCGGCCUUGGUAUCGGGGGCUGAUCGGCACAGCGACUCCACAGAUAUAGAUGCAGCCGUUGACGAAUAUAAACAGGAUGUUUCAAUUUUGCAACCGAUUGUCGAAACCAAAGCUCCUACAACAGCCACAUGGAGAAGAUCAGUAGUACUUAUAACAUGUGUAAGUUGUGUUAGUGCCAUUUUUGCAACUGCAGUAAUUCUGGAGAUGACAGAAGCUGCAAUCUCAUUUUCUAUAGUAUUGAUAUUUAUAACUGGUCUAUUUUGGUGGAUUCCACGUCGUCCUUCUGAAGGUUUUGUAACAUGUGCCGCAAUUACAGUAAUAAUAAUAUCGAUUUUGUUAAUUGCUGAAAUUAUGCCAGAUACUUGGCCUGCUAUAACUAUUUGGAUUACUGCAGAGGCCAAAGAAAUUUCUCUUGUGAUUUAUGGUAUUAUGGUGCACGUCAUUCGUGGUUAUAAAAAUCGUUAUGAUAACGGAUUCAGUUUACUUGCAUUUCGAAUUCGUGUACUGGCUCUGAAAGUCUGA
Ctenocephalides felis (cat flea) is the source of this 1152-nucleotide messenger RNA. RefSeq lists its product as uncharacterized. Lineage: Eukaryota; Metazoa; Arthropoda; Insecta; Siphonaptera; Pulicidae. The coding region runs from base 1 to 1152 and encodes 383 amino acids. The transcript has 7 exons. The record is from RefSeq and is a predicted model, not a curated record.